Molecule: messenger RNA, 1445 nt
Organism: Artibeus jamaicensis (Jamaican fruit-eating bat)
Lineage: Eukaryota; Metazoa; Chordata; Mammalia; Chiroptera; Phyllostomidae
Product: NKG2-A/NKG2-B type II integral membrane protein-like
Exons: 6
Coding region: 169-693 (174 amino acids)
Biological process (GO): stimulatory C-type lectin receptor signaling pathway; positive regulation of natural killer cell mediated cytotoxicity
Source: RefSeq, a predicted model, not a curated record
UUUUCCACUCAUGCUUCACUCUGAGCCUUCACAGGUCAGUCUGUGAAGACCACAGAGAUUGUUUGUUUACAAGAGUGAGCUGGUCUCCCACCAAAGGAUGCAGGACUUUCUGGCUUCCAGAGUACACUGCACUUAGAGCACAGUCUCAGCCACCACGCAGCUGCAGAGAUGAGUGACCAAAGAGUAACCUACACAGAAUUAAAUCCGGUUAAGGAUGUAAAGAGACAGCACAUGAAACCUAAGGGCACUAAAGGUUCCAUUCCAGGAGCUGAGCGGGAACUAACCUAUGCAGAAUUAAAUCUUCAAAAUGCUUCUCAGGAUCUUCGAGGGAGUGACGAGAAUGACCACUGCAAAGCAUCCCCAUCACCUCCAGAGAAGCUCAUUGCUGGGGUCCUAGGGGUCAUCUGCCUUGUCCUGAUAUGCACUGUGGUAACAAAAGCUGUUAUUCACUUUAAUGUAAUACAAGAGCAGAAUAAUGCUUCCUUGAAAACAGGGAUCCAGAAAGCUAUACAUAAUCUUUCCUCAGCAUAUCAUUGUGGCCUAUGUCCACCAGAGUGGUUAAUAUAUUCCAACAACUGCUAUUACAUCAGCACUGAAAAAAAGACAUGGAAUGAGAGUUUGAGGGCCUGUGCUGCUAAGAACUCUAGCCUGCUCUAUAUAGACAAUAAAGAAGAAAUGGGGACAUAUCAGUGAAAAUAUUGCUGUGUGGAAUAUCUCAGAUUUCCCUGCCUAUGUUCUCCUCUAGGACUUUUAUGGUAUAGUGAUUCAUAUUUCAGUCUUUUAUUCGUAUUGAGUUUAUUUUUGUGUAUGGUGUAAGUUGGUGAAUGAGUUUAUUUAUUUAUUUAUUUUUGCCUGUAGCUCUCCAGAUCUCCCAACACCAUUGACUGAAGAGGCUAUUUUUACCUCACAUUAUGUUUUUGCCUCAUUUGUUGAAUAUUAAUUGACUAUAGAGACCUGGAUUAUUUCUGGGCUCUCUGUUCUGUUCUGUUGAUCUAUGGGUCUGUUCUUAUGACAGUUCUACAUUGUUAUUUAAUUGAUGAGGCAUAAUUUAUAGCAGAUGAUCAUUUCUUCAUAAACAACCAUAUAUGCAUGGAUCUAUAUGUAUUUUUAACACAAAAUUUAAGUUGUUCAUUUUUUGUGUCCCCAGAAUUAUUUUGGGUAUUUUUCUGUCUCUUUUUUUAGUCUCAGGAAAUAUUUAUACCUGUGUCAGUUUUCCUCAUAAAGUUCUAAAGGUCUCUGAGGCUCCAUUAAUUUGUCUUCUUUUCCCCUCUACUCUCAGGAAUCAAUCAUUUCUAUCACUUCAUCUUUAAUGUCAUCAAAUUCUUUCUUCUGCAUCUCAAAAUUUACGAAAAUGUAUUUAAUUUUUUAAUUCAUUUUCAAUUGAAAAUUUUUAUUUGAUUCAUUCAUAUAGUUUUUAUUUCUCUGAUUUUUGUCAUUACCAUCAU